Messenger RNA from Pyrus x bretschneideri (Chinese white pear), 612 nucleotides. RefSeq lists its product as uncharacterized. Gene Ontology annotation, molecular function: protein binding. Lineage: Eukaryota; Viridiplantae; Streptophyta; Magnoliopsida; Rosales; Rosaceae. The coding region runs from base 1 to 612 and encodes 203 amino acids. The record is from RefSeq and is a predicted model, not a curated record. The transcript has 7 exons.
AUGGAGCCAAUCUUUGUUACUGCAGCAGCAUCCAAGGGGCACGGAUCAAGUUAUGUCGAUAGUAUGGGGUUCGCUUCAUUAAACGUGUGGAACAUGAAGACGUGGAAGGCUAUGACAGUUCUUCCUCUUGGUAAAGAUCCACCUGCAAUAACAUCCCUUAGUUUCAUUCACAAUGGGAAAAUUUUAGCGGCCGCUGCAACUGAUGGAAUGAUUCACAUGUUUGGUAUCCUCACAUGUAUUCCUGAACACUUGUGUUUGAAUGGAGCUUGCAAAACCAAGGUCAAAUCCUUUGGUCAAGGAACUGUAGCACGCACGUUCCUUGACCCCGAGAGCUCAAAAAAUUGCACACAUGAAAUGGCUUUAGAUGCCAAUGGGAGGAGACUGUUGGUCACAUCCGGUUCUGUAAGAGCACCCCUAUGCCAGGUACGGGGUCAUGCGAAUGGGUUGAGAACUCUCCCACACAGUGCUGCCAAAACUACAGUAGAUUGGCACCCGACGUUAACCAUCUUCUUAACAGGAUCAGCUGAUAACUCCGUCCGAUUCACUCGCCGUGUGUUUGAACUGGUUCGUUCUGGCUUUCACCCGAGCAAUGCGUCUUGUAUUCCUGUGUAG